This is a messenger RNA of Pongo pygmaeus (Bornean orangutan), 1430 nucleotides long. RefSeq names its product sideroflexin 4 (gene SFXN4). The transcript has 14 exons. Gene Ontology annotation, cellular component: mitochondrial inner membrane. Bases 82 to 1095 code for a protein of 337 amino acids. Gene Ontology annotation, molecular function: monoatomic ion transmembrane transporter activity. Gene Ontology annotation, biological process: mitochondrial transmembrane transport; monoatomic ion transport. NCBI's taxonomy places the organism in Eukaryota, Metazoa, Chordata, Mammalia, Primates, Hominidae. The record is from RefSeq and is a predicted model, not a curated record.
GCGCGGCCCGGGGCGGGGCUCGCCGCCCGGCUCCUCCUCCGCGCGCGGCCUGGCGGCGGCGGCCACUCUAACCAGCGCAAAAUGUCCCUGGAACAGGAGGAGGAAACGCAACCUGGGCGGCUCCUAGGACGCAGCGACGCCGUCCCCGCCUUCAUUGAGCCCAACGUGCGCUUCUGGAUCACCGAGCGCCAAUCCUUUAUUCGACGAUUUCUUCAAUGGACAGAAUUAUUAGAUCCUACAAAUGUGUUCAUUUCAGUUGAAAGUAUAGAAAACUCGAGGCAACUAUUGUGCACAAAUCAAGAUGCUUCCAGCCCUGCCUCGGCGGACCAAAGGAUACAAGAAGCUUGGAAGCGGAGUCUUGCAACAGUGCAUCCCGACAGCAGCAACCUGAUCCCCAAGCUUUUUCGACCUGCAGCGUUCCUGCCUUUCAUGGCGCCCACGGUAUUUUUGUCAAUGACACCACUAAAAGGGAUCAAGUCCGUGAUUUUACCUCAGGUUUUCCUCUGUGCCUACAUGGCAGCGUUCAACAGCAUCAAUGGAAACAGAAGUUACACUUGUAAGCCACUAGAAAGAUCAUUACUAAUGGCGGGAGCCGUUGCUUCUUCAACUUUCUUAGGAGUAAUCCCUCAGUUUGUCCAGAAGAAGUAUGGCCUGACUGGCCCUUGGAUUAAAAGAAUCUUACCUGUGGUCUUCCUCGUGCAAGCCAGUGGAAUGAAUGUCUACAUGUCCCGAAGUCUUGAAUCCAUUAAGGGGAUUGCGGUCAUGGACAAGGAAGGCAAUGUCCUGGGCCAUUCCAGAAUUGCUGGGACAAAGGCUGUUAGAGAAACGCUAGCAUCCAGAAUAGUGCUGUUUGGGACCUCAGCUCUGAUUCCUGAAGUCUUCACCUACUUUUUUAAAAGGACCCAGUUUUUCAGGAAAAACCCAGGGUCAUUGUGGAUCUUGAAACUGUCUUGUACUGUCCUGGCAAUGGGACUGAUGGUGCCAUUUUCUUUUAGUAUAUUUCCACAGGUUGGACAGAUACGGUACUGUAGUCUUGAAGAGAAAAUUCCGUCUCCAACAGAAGAAACAGAAAUCUUUUAUCACAGAGGGGUGUAGGCGUGAGUUUUAGGUGAAUUUAUGUGGUUCCUGCUUGAAAACCUUCCCCUCUCCAGGUUCGGUUUAGAGAACUUUGCCACAGGUCUUCUGGGGACCCCAGAGGUGUCUGUGCUGACAAGGCGACUUAAAAUUCCAUACUGAGAUCGUUCCCAGGCUGAUGUGUCUGGGGUUUUUAAGGCUGGCUGGAGAAGACAGUGGGAGGGUGCCCCGUCUGACACCCCUGGGGUUGCUGAGGGAACGGUUGGAGUGGGGAUCGGCCUGCAAAAGGAUAUUGUGAAAUCACUAAUUAACUAAUAAACCUGUCUCAAGUUGAGGAUUUGAAGAAAGAACACAAA